Molecule: messenger RNA, 1700 nt
Organism: Rotaria sp. Silwood2
Lineage: Eukaryota; Metazoa; Rotifera; Eurotatoria; Philodinida; Philodinidae
Source: the annotation of a GenBank genome assembly
AUGGCGACUAAUACAAACAUACUCAUUUCGGACAAUUUAGAAACAUUUUCACUGGUAUGGCUAGAUAUUAAUGUGAAUGUGAUAAAGGAAAAUGUGACUGCUCAACAAGAGCUUCGUUCAUCCAUCAAUCAUAUUCGAACAUUCGAGACAACAGAAGAAUGUGAAAAGUAUAUUCGACAGUCUAAUCAAGAUCGUAUUACAUUUAUUGUUAGUGAUAAAUUUGGACAAGAUAUUGUACCUCGCAUUCAUGAUCAACCUCAAAUCACUUCAAUCUAUGUAUUUUGCUUCAAUUGUUCUACACAUGAACAAUGGACGUUGAAAUACAGAAAAGUCAAAAAUGUAUCAAAUCAAAUUAGUGAUCUGAUCAGUCAAAUUAAAGGAGAUCGAAGAAGACAAAAGAUAGAAGAACCUAUGCCAAUCAGCGUGGCAGAACGAUCAUCAACAGAAAUAGAUGGUGGAUUUCUUCAUUAUCAGCUAUUCCUUCAGAUUCUUACUCAAAUGGAUUCAAUUCCAUCGGAGAAAGAAGAGUUGCUUGAGUUGUGUCGACAAACGUACUAUGGCAACCCAUCCGAGUUGAGAAUUAUCGAAGAAUUUGAAAAAGAUUAUCAUAAUGACAAUGCUUUAUGGUGGUACACACGCGAAUCCUUUGUUUAUCGAACGUUAAAUAAAGCCUUUCGUACUCAUAACGACAAUUUUCUUCUACUUUCCCGAUUUUUAAUUCGUGAUAUUCGUGAUCAGUUAAGCAGAGAACAAUUAUCAUUACCAAUUCGCGUCUAUCGGGGUCAACUAAUGUAUCCAGAAGAGCUUAUUGUUCUGCAAAGUUCAGUGGGAAGUCUUAUUUCAAUGAAGUCAUUUCUUUCGACUAGUAUGAAUCGGGAGUAUACUCUUUUUUGUCUCAAUUCUGGAACAGAUUCCAGCAUGGAAUGUGUCUUAUUUGAAAUCGAAGCGGAUCCACGUCUGACAAAUGUGAAACCGUUUGCUGACAUUAGUUUCCACUCGCAAUUUCCUGAUGAAAAGGAAGUUCUAUUUAUGGCUGGCUGUAUUUUUCGACUCACUAACAUGCGCAAAGAAAAUACAAUUAACAUAAUCGAGCUAACUCUCGUCAGUGAUGAAGAUCACGAUUUAAAAGAAUUGUUCACGCAUGUUAAGAAAGAGAUAGGCACGAAAAACAAUUUCUUUACAUUAGCAAAUCUUCUUUUGCGAUCAGGCAAGUUGGAUGCUGCGGAAAAGUGUGCUCGCAGACAUUUGAAAGAACUGCCAGAGGGUCAUCGUUAUGUACCUCUGUGUUAUGAUAUCCUUGGUGGCAUUUUGAAUGAGCGUGGCGAAUAUGAUGAAGCUAUUCAAACCCUUCAGAAAGCUUUACAAAUCUACCAGCAAACUUAUCCUUCUACUAGUCCAGUUAUCGCUACUAUUUACAAUACCAUCGGAGCCGCCUACCAAGGAAAAGGUGAUCUAAAUGGAGCACUUGAUGCCUAUGAAAAAGCACUGAAUAUUGAUAAGCAAAGGUAUGGUGAGCAACAUCAACGUGUGGCAGAUUGUUUAUAUAAUAUUGGUUGCGUCUGCUACGUUGAUAAAAAGUUUGAGAAAUCUCUUCUUUGUUUUCAAAAGUCGCUGGCUAUCCGAGAAAAAACUUUGCCAAGCGAUCAUUCUGACUUGUCAGAUUCUCACAACAACAUUGGAAAAAUUUAUGACGAUUUGAA